Messenger RNA from Phragmites australis (common reed), 673 nucleotides. RefSeq names its product NADH dehydrogenase [ubiquinone] 1 beta subcomplex subunit 8, mitochondrial. The coding region runs from base 98 to 469 and encodes 123 amino acids. The transcript has 4 exons. Lineage: Eukaryota; Viridiplantae; Streptophyta; Magnoliopsida; Poales; Poaceae. The record is from RefSeq and is a predicted model, not a curated record.
CCGCCGCCGACGAGCCGCACAACCGCACCAGACGACCACACGCGCAGACGCGCAGAGAGAGAGAGAGAGAGAGAGAGAGAGAGAGAGAGAGGUGGAAAUGGCUGGGAGGCUAAGCGCGGCGGGGUCCCGCAUCCUCGGAGGCGGGGGCGCACGCGCUGCGGUCUCUGCGCUCCGUCAACGCGCCGGCAUGGGUCUCCCCGUCGGCCGCCACAUCGUCCCCGACAAGCCCGUCCCAGUGAACGACGAGCUGGUGUGGGACAACGGCACGCCCUUUCCGGAGCCCUGCAUCGACCGCCUCGCCCCGCACAUCGGCAAGUACGAGGCGCUGGCGUGGCUGUGCGGAGGGCUGGGGUUCUUCGUUGCUCUUGGCAUGGCCGCCGCUGUGAAUGACAAGGCCUCCAAGAUCCCAUAUACCCCAAAGGUCUACCCGUAUGACAAUUUGAGAGUGGAACUUGGUGAUAGACCAUAGAAGACUAUUCUCCUGCUCGAUCAAGGAGCACUGUGAUGAAUUGAGCUUUUUCUCUCCGAUCAUAAGAGAAACAGUAAAAAACUUGUUUAUCAUGGUUGUUUUUGUUGUGAUUUCGAUGUUUUCAACUACCAUAAUGUGAUUUGCUGAAUCUUCUCGAGCAUGGCUUUGCCUCACAAUAAUGCAAUCAGUGCCUUUGAGCAACUA